Molecule: messenger RNA, 780 nt
Organism: Staurois parvus
Lineage: Eukaryota; Metazoa; Chordata; Amphibia; Anura; Ranidae
Source: the annotation of a GenBank genome assembly
UGCCUUUUUUGUCUGCAGUUUUUACGGGUUACGAAGCAGUAUCUGCCACAUGUUGCACGUCUUUGCCUCAUCAGCACGUUCCUGGAAGAUGGCAUCCGCAUGUGGUUUCAGUGGAGCGAACAGAGAGAUUACAUCGAAGCCACCUGGAGCUGUGGCUACUUCCUAGCCACCAUUUUCGUCCUUGUUAACUUGUUGGGGCAAUUGGGUGGUUGCAUCCUGGUCCUUAGUCGGAACUUUGUACAAUAUGCCUGCUUUGGCUUGUUUGGAAUAAUAGCAAUGCAGACUAUUGCAUACAGUAUCUUGUGGGACCUAAAGUUUUUAAUGAGGAACUUGGCUCUGGGUGGAGGGUUACUGCUUCUUCUGGCGGAGUCUCGAUCUGAAGGAAAAAGCAUGUUUGCAGGUGUGCCCACCAUGGGGGAGAGCUCUCCUAAGCAGUACAUGCAGCUAGGGGGCCGUGUACUGCUUGUCCUCAUGUUCAUGACCCUUCUCCACUUUGACGCAAGCUUCGUCUCUAUCCUACAGAACAUCGUUGGUACGGCUCUCAUCAUCCUGGUGGCCAUUGGCUUCAAGACAAAGUUGGCUGCUCUGACUUUGGUGGUGUGGCUCUUCGCCAUUAACGUCUACUUCAACGCCUUUUGGAACAUCCCUGCCUACAAGCCCAUGCAUGACUUCCUAAAAUACGAUUUCUUUCAGACCAUGUCGGUCAUCGGCGGACUGCUACUGGUGGUGGCCUUGGGGCCUGGUGGGGUGUCCAUGGACGAAAAGAAAAAGGAGUGGUAG